AGCUGGAAAGAAAGUGCGAGAUCAAGAGCGCUGGGAGCGACCCAGGGUCAAGACUGAUAGAAAAAUACAUUUAUAUUUCAGAGACAAAGGAGUGUCGACUUUUACCUGUUUCUAUAUUUUAGGGAACUUGGGGACACGCCGACAUCACAGUUAUUUUACAUAAGCGGACGGCGUAAACCGAUCAUCAUGACCACUGAGAUGCAGGAGAUCGCCAUCACGGAGGAGAAGCCCUUACUGCCCGGUCAAUCAGACGCCGUCAAGGAUGCUGAAAUCGCAGCCCGAAUAUUGCUGGACCAAGGCCAGGAACACACUGUGGAGACUCCUCACGGCGUGCUGCAUGUGACAGUUCACGGCUCCGGGAACGCUCGCAGACCAGCCAUACUGACCAUCCAUGAUGUGGGAAUGGACAGUAAGAGCUGCUUCUCCACCCUGUUUCGCUUUGAGGAGAUGCAGGAGAUUGUGAAGAACUUCACCGUGGUUCACAUUGAUGCUCCGGGACAGGAGGAGGGUGCCGCGGUUUAUCCUGCAGGAUACCAGUAUGCGUCCAUGGAUCAGGUCUCUGAGAUGCUUCCUGCUGUCCUGCAGUUUUUUAAUUUCCGCACAAUUAUCGGUGUUGGAGUCGGAGCCGGCGCUUACAUUCUGUCCAGAUUCACUUUGAAUAACCCUGAGGCGGUGGAGGGUCUGGUUCUGGUCAAUGUGGACCCAAACGCUCGAGGCUGGAUGGACUGGGCCGCACAUAAGCUCUCCAACCUGACGUCUUCCCUCUCAGACCAAAUCAUCAGUCACCUCUUCAGUCAGCAAGAGCUGUCUGCAAACACAGAGCUGAUCCAAACUCACAGAGAGAGAAUCACUAAAGCACCAAACCUGCUCAACAUCGAGCUCUUCUGGAAGAGUUACCUGGGACGCAGAGAUCUGAGCCUCGACAGGAACAACACGUUCAAAUGCCCGGUGAUGCUGGUGGUCGGAGAUCAGGCUCCGUACGAGGAAGCAGCUGUGGAGUGCAACAGCAAACUAGACCCAACUACAACCUCAUUCCUCAAGAUGGCUGACGCUGGCGGGAUGCCACAGCUCACUCAGCCCAGCAAACUGACAGAAGCCUUUAAGUACUUCAUUCAAGGCAUGGGAUACAUGGCGUCGUCCUGCAUGACGCGUCUGUCCCGCUCGCGCACCACCUCUCUCUCCUCCUCAUACUCCAUGGAGGGCUCUCGCUCCCGGUCCCGCACCCUGUCGCAGGGCUCUCAGGGCGGACAGCUGCCUCCCAGCCCGUCCAACACCAUGGAGGUCUCGUGCUGAGGAGCUCCGGAGAUCCAGAGACGGAGACCAGCCAGCCCUUUAAACUCUGCGGCGCGGCCCGGGCCUUUAGUCAGACCCACAUGUAGUGUUAACCAAUAGUAAUACUUCAAAUAUUGAUAAUGAUGAUAUUAAUAAGAAUAACCAUGAAAAAAGAAAACAUAAAUAAAUAAAUAACGAUGUUUUUUCUCUUAAUUACAUGUUGAAUUUCUAAAAGCGUAAGAAUAGAGAAGAGUAUAUAAGCUCAUAUUGUAUGUCUAUCAACUUCUUUGUGGUUUUGUUUUAUUCUUUCUCCUUUUUGGUGUGCUUUUAUUUUGUAUUUUGUAUUAUAAUUAUUACGAUUUUUUUUUUUCCAAUCCUGCUGCUGCUGUGAGAGGAGUGCAGUGUUUGUGGGGGGAGACGGUGGCCGAAUGCUCGUCUCUUCUGUAGGUGACAGCCAGCUCAUGUCUUCCAUUCGCCCUUUACGAUAAAGAUAGCUAUACGAUAACAAAUAAAAAAAA
This is a messenger RNA of Danio rerio (zebrafish), 1790 nucleotides long. It is a transcript of the gene ndrg2, whose product is annotated as NDRG family member 2. Gene Ontology annotation, cellular component: cytoplasm. The record is from RefSeq and is marked provisional. Lineage: Eukaryota; Metazoa; Chordata; Actinopteri; Cypriniformes; Danionidae.